GUUGUGAUUGGGCCUGUUCUGGCCUCUGAUUGGCUGGCUCAGUCUCACCCUUCACGCGAUAGUUGUCGGUCACACCGCUGCGGCAGGUAAUAAUCAAUCAAUCAGCCUCAUUAGCCUGCAGUCCUGGAGCAAUCCGCUCCGUGACCCUGCGUCGCUUAAUUGAUUAUUAGUGCAAGUUUAUUGGUUUUCCUACUGUCGCAAUGGAGGAAGACUGUGAAGCUGAAGAGUUUGACUGUCCAAGCCUUCUGUGUGAGGAACUGGAGGAUUUGGAAACAAAGAAUGACCAAGCGAGGCAGAGGAGGAGGGAAGGAGAGGAGGAAGUGUUCAAUCAGAGGGAGGAUGAAAAGUCUGGAGAGGAGACAGACCGAGAGGACAAGGAGGGGGAGGAGAAAGAAAAGACAGUAGUUAUGUCAGAAAAGGAACUGAUUGCGACAGAGGGAGAAGAGGAGGAGCAGGUGAAGCCAGAGAGUGGGCCGGGAGCGGAGGAGGCACAGGAGGUACAGAUGGAGGAGGUUGAGAAGAAGGAAACAAUGGCUGAUAAGCGAGAGGACAAAAAGACAAAAACUCUAGAAGAGAAAGAUGAGAAGAGAAAGAGCAGGAGGAGGCGAGGGAAGAAGCAAAGUGAACGAGUGAGAAACAGGAGAGGUUUAAAAGAUGUUAGUGAGCGCUUUGAGGAGGAAAAGGAGAGUCAGAUACAGGAGAUGAUGAGCUCAGAGGAGAGCUUGGCUCUGUCGGAGCCUCCCAUCGGACUGAUGAACAGCUGCGACCUGUCUGAUCCUGUCUACCUGGGCUGUGGGGGGACAGGGCUGUACUGCCCCCCGGUCCCUCUCCCCCUGCUGUACCCCUCACAGCCUCCAGUCCCCAUCCAACCUGCGCCUCCUCAGCCUCACGGGACAAAAAGGCCACACAGCCCCCUUCUGCCUCACAGUGUCCCCCAGCACGGCCCGCAGCCUCUCGAGAUGGAGAUAACCCAGGUUUACUCCACCCGACGAUCCAUUCGAUACAGCAGCAGGGGUCGAGGCCGGGCUCUGAGCUUCCCUCUGCUGCCGGGAUUAGAGACAGUGGACAGCUGCCUGCUUCCUCCUGCACGGAAGAAGACACGAACACUCUACAGUACCGAUCAGUUAGAGCAUUUAGAGGCCUUGUUCCAGGAGGACCACUAUCCUGACGCAGACAAGAGGAAAGUCAUCGCUGCUUCAGUUGGUGUCACACCUCAGAGGAUUAUGGUCUGGUUUCAGAACCGCAGGGCUAAGUGGAGAAAAGUGGAGCGCUCCAUCACAUCGAGGGUUGAACACAGACAGAGCAGAGCUGGAUGCAGCAGCAGCAGCAGCCCCCCACUUCACCAAAUCAAUCCCAGUCUGCCCACACUGGCACCCAACAGUAAGGGAGUGCCUUCUUUUUCUAGUCACUUUACCAACAAGCCUCCCCAGUUCGCCCCUGUAGCCCUGUCUUUCCCCGCCCAGUCCAACCAGACUCCGCCCUCCUACAGCAACCUGCUGGCCAGCCUCAACAGCCCAGGUCAAUCCAGAAUGAGAGAUAUGGGCCAGCACCAGCUUUCAUCUCAGGGGGGGUUGGCAGAGUACCACCCCCGCCCCAUGCACAGCCCUCCCCCACUGCGACGAGCCAGUCUCCCCCUUUUCACAACGACCUACAACCCUGCCAACCCAACCCCACCUCUCCUUAACACCCUGGCCCACACUCCACCUCUGUUCCUGGACGCUCUGGAGGGGGGCUCCGCCAUGGCCCAUCGUGACACCCAGUCUCUGCAGACUGACACCAGUUCUCUGUUUGACUUUGGGGAGAAGCUUGACUACCUGACCUCAGCUCAGCAGAACAACCCUCUGUCCUACCAGCUCCAGACCUCCUACCCCACCAGCCAGCCCCAGCACCAACCUCAAGCAUCUCUGCCCCGCAUGGCCUACCUCACCCCCUCCCCCUACCUCACCCCUAACCCUCCAGAUUCCAACCCUACCUCUUACCUGACCUUUGGCCCCGGAGGAAACUCCACUGGCAUGGUGACCUACUCCAAUGGAGGCCACGCCUACUUCCAGUCCCAGAGCGCAGGCCAAAUCCUGCUGCAGUCGACUGGUCAUCACGGUGGGAUCACAGCGUACCAGUCGUACCCGUGGGGCAGCAUGUACAGUCAGCCGGCCAUCCACCAGCAGCGUACUCAGUGCCCUCCAACCUACCCCGGCAGCUUGGGAGGUGCACGAGAUCACCAGCCAGCCUCCUCCACCACCCUGCCUCCCCCUUCAUUCUUCGCCCGAGGGGACCACGGGCCCCCACAUCCCAACUCCCAGCGCUCAUCACACACCCAUACACACACCAGCAGCAGCAGCAGCAGCACCACUGUCCUCCCUCCUGUGUCCACCCUGCGGCCCUCUCGCCUCAGAGCGGAGAUCACUCCAACCAGGGCUACAUCCCUGCUGCCUUCUCAGGUCAGCCCUGCCUCUCCACACAGCUCUCCAGUGCCAUCUUAUGUCAAGAUUGAGUAUGACAGCCCCCGAGAAAUUCACAGCCACUUCCACUGCGACUUCUCCCCUAUACAUUUUUGAGUUCUUACACUUUUGUUUGUGUGAGAGUGUGUUUGAAGUGUUAAUCUAUCCUUUGUAAAUAUGAGUAUUUCUCUGUUUUCCAUUUCUAUUACUAUGAGGAUGUUGUCAGUAUGAAUAUUAAUGUAAGUAGGCUGGGUUGGGCUGCGUUUAGCUUGGCUGCAAUAAAUCCUCCUUGUUCUGGUAAAA
Molecule: messenger RNA, 2741 nt
Organism: Centropristis striata (black sea bass)
Lineage: Eukaryota; Metazoa; Chordata; Actinopteri; Perciformes; Serranidae
Product: homeobox protein NOBOX-like
Exons: 9
Coding region: 201-2555 (784 amino acids)
Biological process (GO): regulation of transcription by RNA polymerase II
Molecular function (GO): RNA polymerase II cis-regulatory region sequence-specific DNA binding; DNA-binding transcription factor activity, RNA polymerase II-specific
Source: RefSeq, a predicted model, not a curated record